GGCAUUUGUGCCGUCUGGGUUCACGCAGCCGUCGCACUUGUGCAGAUUUGCAGAAGAAUCCAGCAAAUUUUGCGCAGAUCGCUUUUUUUAGUGUGUGUCGUGGUCGCAGCGCUUGUUUGUCAAGUUUGAUGCAAUUCUUUUCCGGGAUGACAGUGUUUAAUAGAACAUUUUUUGUGUUUUCCCUUACUUGUCGUUUAUCGUUUAUUUUCGUGAAUAUGUAUACGCCAUGAGAAUAGUUUAUUUAAUUGCAUUUAUUUUAGCUCCAGCGCUCCUUAAAGCAGAUUUACAGUCAGGAGAAGAAAGAUGUGGCUUCACAAGGGAAUGGCUGGAAUCACUCACAGUGUCAAGGGAACUCAGGAAAAAUGGUUUUCACAGGGAGCUUGUGACCAGUGUAUGCUGUGGCCUGGGGUCUCCCAAAAACCUGCAUUUCCUGCUGGUGGAGAGGCUUCCCAAAGGAAUCUACAUUGACCCUUACCAGCUAACAUCAGAACAACACGACACUGGCUUACAGGUGCUUCUGGACACAGAAAUUGAUGUGGAAGCCCCGGCGUAUGUUUCUUCUGCGUUUCCUGCCCUAGUUUAUCCCACACGGGACCCUGCAUCUCCUGUGUGCUUGAAGGCAGUUGUGCCAAUCCAUGGGCGCUAUCAUCGUCCUUCAGAUUCCGGGAAGAGAACUGCCCCGAUUGACAUCGAGAACCCCCACCUGCUGCUCCGAGCAGACUCCUGUGAUCUGCCUCCGAACUUCAUCCCUUAUACACUGACGGACGCCCCCUGUACAGCUCUUAAUCACAGCAUGUGCAGAUGGCUGCAGAUACAUUCUGCACAGGAGCCUGGGCCGCUGCGCCUGGAGAUCCCCGUGGGGGACAUGCGACUGGUUGGAUUGGUUUCCGCUGCCACCCUGCUCGUGACCCUGCUGAGCUGUGGCUACCUUGCAGGGGCCGUGUGGAGAAAUGAAUUCCUCCAGUCUCGUCCCCCUGUCAGCCAGGGGACCUGACGCCCGGUCCUCAAAGGGACUUUCCAAAGUGUUUGUGAUUGCCUGGACAAAGGAUUUUAAACAUUAGAUCUGAUGUAUAAUAAUUUAUUCUAAAAGCUUCAUAUUUAUAUUUGUAGAUUCUCUGUUUAAACUUAAAUGAUGACAGAUAUGCAAAACUACUACCACUACUAAGAAUAAUCAGCCACUACAUCUGGUGUGAAUUUGUCUUUUGGGCGUGUACACCGUAUGUUAGCAUUGCAUUGGGUGGACAUAUCUCUUUAAGUGUGGGAGUUUUGUAUUUGUCAGAAAAGUAAAUAAAAACUCGAAAAUGGUGUCAA
Lepisosteus oculatus (spotted gar) is the source of this 1311-nucleotide messenger RNA. RefSeq names its product phosphatidylinositol glycan anchor biosynthesis, class X (gene pigx). The record is from RefSeq and is a predicted model, not a curated record. Lineage: Eukaryota; Metazoa; Chordata; Actinopteri; Semionotiformes; Lepisosteidae. Gene Ontology annotation, biological process: GPI anchor biosynthetic process. Gene Ontology annotation, cellular component: endoplasmic reticulum membrane.